AUGAAAACGUCUUAUAUCAUAUUUACUUUAUUAGAGUAUUUUUGCUUUAAUAAAGCGGUAGCUAAUCCAGUACAAAUAGAAGCACAAAGCCCUAUGCUUGGAGGUGUUGCACUAACUGGAGAUAGAUUGAGUCAAACACCAUUUCCUCAAUGGUUAACUGACUUUACUGGUAUGACCCAAUGGCCAGGACUGGAUCCACCUUAUAUUCCGCUUUCUUUUAUUGAUUUAAAAAAGGUUCCUAAUUAUAGUCCAUAUAGGCAAGGUCACUGUUUGAGAGUUCCUAGAGACUCCUGUUCCUUUGAUUGCCACGUUUGUUUGAGAUCAGAUGAUAUCGGUACAUGCAGUAAAUUAUCUCAGACAUUUGAUGAUGGUCCAUCCAGAGCUUCCAUUAAAUUGAUUGAUUCAUUAAAACAUAGGUCAACAUUUUUUGUCCUUGGAAUUAAUACCGUAAACAAUCCAGGUAUUUACCGUCAGUUAAUGAAAAAUGACCAUCUGAUUGGAACCCACAGCUGGUCACACAAGUUUUUACCAAGUCUAACUAAUGAAGAAAUUAUUGCACAAAUCCAGUGGUCAAUAUGGGCAAUGAAUGCUACGGGUGGUCAUUAUCCUAAAUGGUUUAGACCACCAUAUGGUGGAAUUGAUGAUAGAGUUAGAGCCAUAAUAAGACAGUUUGGUUUGCAAGCAGUUCUAUGGGACCGUGAUUCCUUUGAUUGGAGUUUAAUCUCGAACCGUCCUAUCAAAUCAGAAGAACAAAUAUAUCGUGAUGUGGAAGAAUGGACUAAGAUUGGUACAGGUUUGCUAUUGGAACACGAUGGUGUCGAUAAAACAGUUGAUGUGGGAAUAAACGUUAACAGGAUCAUAGGUGAAGAUCAAUUAACUGUUGCUGAAUGCGCAGGAGGAAUUGAUUAUAUCAGAAUAUUUCCUAUCGAUUAA
Messenger RNA from Arxiozyma heterogenica, 933 nucleotides. RefSeq names its product chitin deacetylase CDA2 (gene CDA2). Gene Ontology annotation, biological process: carbohydrate metabolic process; ascospore wall assembly. NCBI's taxonomy places the organism in Eukaryota, Fungi, Ascomycota, Saccharomycetes, Saccharomycetales, Saccharomycetaceae. The transcript has a single exon. The record is from RefSeq and is a predicted model, not a curated record. The coding region runs from base 1 to 933 and encodes 310 amino acids. Gene Ontology annotation, cellular component: prospore membrane. Gene Ontology annotation, molecular function: chitin deacetylase activity.